Gastrolobium bilobum is the source of this 351-nucleotide messenger RNA. RefSeq names its product glycine-rich RNA-binding protein 10-like. The transcript is spliced from 3 exons. Bases 1 to 351 code for a protein of 116 amino acids. The record is from RefSeq and is a predicted model, not a curated record. NCBI's taxonomy places the organism in Eukaryota, Viridiplantae, Streptophyta, Magnoliopsida, Fabales, Fabaceae.
AUGUCGGUUGGAAGGGCGGAUGGGCAGCGCAGAGGGAUGGUCUUCCUAUUGGGAGGACAGAAGGGCAGCGCGGAGGCUGGUCUUCCUGUUGGGCUGGCAGAAGGGCAGCGCGAACGAAGGGCUGGUCUUCCUGUUGGAGGGCGGAAGGGUAGCGCAGAGGGCUGUCGUGGUGGCCGCGGCGGUGAUAGUGGUGGCAAUGGUGCUAGUGGUGACGACAAUGGCUACGACGAUGGUGAUAGUGGCAGCGGUGGUGGUGAUGGUGAAGUGGAUGCGACAUUGAUGGCGGUGGUUGGUGGUGGCGGCGGCGGCGGUGACAAUAGUGGCUAUGGCGAUGAUAAUGGUGGUUGGUGA